AGGAAUUGGCCAUCGCAAACAGCAGCAAAUAGAAUUAUUGGAAGCGUUUGUUUUCGUCAAACCAAAAUACAACUAAAUUUUGGGGUCUCACCAAUGGCCACAUGUUGCACACAAUUCAAAACUACUUCAAAAUACAGGGGUGAAGCGCGCGGUCACUAUCAGCAAUACGCGCGACCCUUUAUUAUAGUUAAAAUUAUCACCACCCACGACGUUUGCACCACUUCUCUAUUCUCUUUUCCCAAGUUUUAAAAUAGUUACAGAUAUGUCCGACACAGAGUCUAACACGGAAUUCCAUGGUCACGGUCGUAGUGAGCUGGAUGAAUUCCGUGAUAGUUGGCAACGGGAGCUCCAAGCACAAGCAACAUCGGCUAAUGCCAGCGAGGCAGAUCAUCUUCAAGCCAAGGCAGAGAUCCUGUACCGAACGGCUGUAAAAUUAGAGCAGAUGGGGAAGGUUUACGACGCGUUACCCUUCUAUCGCAAGGCCACACAGAUUGUACCUGAUAUAGAAUUCAAAUUCUAUGAGCAGCAAAAAUUGACUAACAAUGAUGCCACUAAAAAAUUUCAAAAUCUUGCCAAUGAUUUUGCCAAGCAGCUAGAUUUGGGAACUUCAGAUUUCGAGCAACGUGACGAUGCGAUAAUAAUUGAUCUUUACGAGAAAUUUCAGCGAGAUCUGAGUCAGGAUGAAGCCUAUGCAGGCAAGCUUGUGAUGAGCAGUCGCGAUUCUAAUGUUUUGACAACAGGACUGCACAUUUCCAAUUUGCCUCCAGAGAUUAUAAUUCGUAUAUUUCGUUGGGUGGUAUCAGCUCAACUGGAUAUGCGCUCCUUGGAACAGUGUGCUGCAGUAUCCAAAGGUUUUUAUGUAUACGCCCGCAGCGAGGAGCUUUGGCGCUUGGCUUGUGUCAAAGUCUGGGGCCAAAACGUUGGGACAUUGGAAGCACAAGACAUUCAAAGUUCCAGCGUAUAUUCUUCCUGGCGCGAUAUGUUCAUCCGCAGGGAACGCGUACACUUCAGCGGCUGCUACAUUAGCAAGACAACUUAUCUACGCAUGGGUGAGAAUAGCUUUCAGGACCAGUUCUAUAGGCCGGUACAGCUUGUGGAAUACUAUCGUUAUAUACGAUUUAUGCCAGAUGGAAAGGUCCUAAUGAUGACCAGCGCUGAUGAACCAGCCCAAGGUGUCAAUAAACUAAAGCAGCCGCAUAACACACGCCCCGAUGUUCUGCACGGGCGUUAUCGCCUAUUUGGAAAUACAGUAACACUUGUUCUACAAAAAAAUCAAGCUAGGCAGCAGACACAGGGUUACAUGCGACAACGUCGUGGCAGUAUUAUGCCAGUCGAUGAGGAUGCCAACAAUGCCACACAUUUCCUUAUAGAGCUACGCAUAACGAACACACCAAAAAGACCAUGCGCCCAGCUUGUUUGGUCGCACUAUACCCUAGUGCAGAAGCGAAAUAAAGUCGAUAUUAAUUCCGAUUUUGAUUUGACGGAUGCCAAGUAUCCGCCAUUAUGGUUUUCACCCGUAAGAAGUUAUCACCUGGAUGCUGAUGCCCCAUUAGCCUGAGCAUUUUUUCCCAAGAUUGGAAAUAAAACAAAUUGUUUAGCGUUUCACUAGAUUGAAAACUGAUUUAGUAUAA
Messenger RNA from Drosophila willistoni, 1631 nucleotides. RefSeq names its product F-box only protein 9. Gene Ontology annotation, cellular component: SCF ubiquitin ligase complex. Gene Ontology annotation, molecular function: protein binding. The record is from RefSeq and is a predicted model, not a curated record. The transcript has 3 exons. Bases 263 to 1558 code for a protein of 431 amino acids. NCBI's taxonomy places the organism in Eukaryota, Metazoa, Arthropoda, Insecta, Diptera, Drosophilidae. Gene Ontology annotation, biological process: SCF-dependent proteasomal ubiquitin-dependent protein catabolic process.